Messenger RNA from Chenopodium quinoa (quinoa), 1307 nucleotides. Its product is annotated as OTU domain-containing protein At3g57810-like. NCBI's taxonomy places the organism in Eukaryota, Viridiplantae, Streptophyta, Magnoliopsida, Caryophyllales, Amaranthaceae. Bases 497 to 1165 code for a protein of 222 amino acids. The transcript is spliced from 9 exons. Gene Ontology annotation, cellular component: nucleus; cytosol. Gene Ontology annotation, biological process: endoplasmic reticulum unfolded protein response; protein deubiquitination. The record is from RefSeq and is a predicted model, not a curated record. Gene Ontology annotation, molecular function: cysteine-type deubiquitinase activity.
AGCAUAUAGCGUUUGACAAAUUUUUAUUACUUUUUACACAAUAUUUACAUGAAUUUUGAUAUAGUUUAGUAUUGCAACUGGUAUUUUUUUCAAUCACUCAUAUUAUCAACCGUUACUUUGACACUUAACCUCUAUCCACUACUAAUAGUCAGUUACUCGCUACUUUAACAACUACUCAUUACUCGACCGCUACUUUUAUUAAACAGGACCUUAAAAAAAAUAGAAACUGAAAAAAAAAAAAAAAAACGAUGUCAAACAAGUUCACAAAAACUUUGAUCCCCGUUUUUUGAAUCUGGAGCCUGUUAUAUCUCUCUCAUCCUUUAAUAUCUUCUUAAUUACACACUACACCACUGCUCUCCACGCACUCCGCAACGGACGCCACCAAUUUUAGAGUAUCACAACGGAGGUUGGGGUGGCUGCAACACGGCGGCAAAAGCAGUAGCACAACGACGGAGUUGAUUUGAUGAUAUUCUACUUGAUUUAGUUUUGUUGCUCCAUGGCUGUCACAAUAUCAAACGACACCAUUCUUGAGAAACUCAGAAAUGGUAGUGCUAAAUUUGAGCUUGUAUCAUCUGCUGUUGAUUCAAUUUCAACUCCCAACCCAAAUUCCAACCGUAUUCAAUUCUUCAACAACACCAGUUUCCGAUUUUUCGCCCGAGUUGGACCUCCACAAAGUGGAGUUUCUUCCUCAAACAUAAAGGUGGAGCGUUAUGCAAUUCAGAAGGUCACUGGGGAUGGCCGUUGCUUGUUUCGAGCACUCGUUAAAGGCAUGGCUAGGAACAAGGGAAUAACUCUUACACCACAAAAAGAAAGAGAUAAUGCUGAUGAGUUAAGAGCUGCAGUGAAAGAAGUUAUUUGUGAAAAUGAAAAUGAACGGCGUCAAUAUCAGGACGCAGUCACUGCAAUUACUGUUGAUGAGCCUUUGCACCGAUACUGCCAGCGCAUUGGACGACAUGACUUUUGGGGUGGAGAGUCCGAGCUACUGGUAUUGUCAAAGUUGUGUAAUCAGCAGAUCAUUGUGUAUAUACCAGAAACAGAGCAUAAAAGUGGCAAGUGGGGGUCCGGAUUCAUUCCAAUUGCAGAAUAUGGAGCAGUAAAGAAAAAGAAACUUCAUGUUGUGAGAUUACUUUACAGCGGAAGGAACCAUUAUGAUCUCCUUGUUUGAUUAUCAUCCUUCUAUUUUGUCGAAUGUUUAACAACAGAGAAAAGGAAAUGGAAAAUAAUGUGUUCCUAAUGUAACUCCAACAUCUUUGUAUUACCCACUUUAAAUUUUAAUUUUUUUCCAUUUUUUUUUCUUUUUUUUUUAA